GAGGGGCGGUACUGAGCACAGGGGGGGUCUGGCCUGCUGGCUCCUGCGCUGCUCUGCUGCUGCUGCGCGAAGCGGAGCGGAGCGGACUCGCGUGUAUUGUGUGCGGAGCCGAGGUCGCGUGCGGUCGCGUGUCCGAGACUGAGACUUCCCCGUGCCAGUUCGCGAGCGCAGAGCGCGCAGAGCCCCAAAUCGCGAGCGCGCGUCCCAGAGAGGCUGUCGGCAUGGCCGCGAGUACGAACGGCACCCUGGACUCUGGGAGUGCCAGUGCCCCGGACAUGACAGCCGACGGCAUGGUGCGUGGCCCCGAGCCCAGAAACAACUCGGCCGAGGGCAAGCCCGGCGAGUACCUCCGGGAGCUCAUGGACGAGAAACACAAGCUGGACGGCGGGCAGUGGCCCAACGCGGCGCGACUCCUCGAUCAAGAGGUCGCGAAGGCGCAGUCACAAGGAAAGACAGUUAAAGAAACAAAAUACGUAGACAUCUAUAGGGAAAAACCAAUCAAAGUGAGCGUCAAAGUUCUAGUCCCCAGCAAAGAGCACCCCAAGUUCAACUUUGUUGGCAAACUUCUGGGACCGAAGGGCAACUCACUGAAGAGACUCCAGGAGGAGACGAUGACGAAGAUGGCUGUGCUGGGCAGAGGCUCCAUGAAGGACAGGACCAAGGAGGAGGAAUGUAGGAAUUCGCUGGACCCCAAAUACUCCCACCUGAGCGACGACCUCCACGUAGAGAUCUCGGCCAUGGCGCCGCCGGCCGAGGCCCACGCUAGGAUAGCCUUCGCCCUGGCCGAGAUCAGGAAGUACAUGGUCCCGGACAGCAACGACGAAAUUCGGCAGGAACAAUUCCGGGAGAUGGAGAUGUACUCGCCCGAGGGCAACGGGGUGCGCGGCGGCGCGCGGGGGGGCCCUCGGGGCCGAGGGGGCAUGAUGCGGGGGGUGCCACCCGCCCGGGGGGGCUUCAUGAGGGGAGGUGCCGUGUCCCGCGGCGGGGCCCUCCUGUCCCCGCCCGGCCCCCACCCCCGCCCCCCACAGCCCGCCCCCCUGAGGCCGCCCCCGCCGCAGGCACUGCUUCCCCGGCCGCUGCCCGGCAAGACGAAGGUGCUCAGCAUCCUGGACCGCGCCCGCGUCGCCAUGGAGGAGUCGUAUAGCUCAGCCUACGACGACGACCCCUCGGGGUUCUACGAAGGAGCGGGGUAUGGCGGAUAUGAUGACUACGACGACGGAGCUGCCAACUUCUACAGUGCUGGUGCGGGCUUCACAGCUCGCAGAAGAUACCACUAGCCGUUGGAAGGGGUACAAGGCUCCUGGUGGCCCAGUGUCGCGCUACACGCCCAGACCAGCGCCAUACAGCAGGCCGCCCAAGUAGUGAGUGAGUUUGUCAUGUGAUGCGAUUCCGACAUACACACAAAAAAGUUAUCAAGUUUUUAAUCAAGAUAAAAAAAGAAAGUUAAAGGUGUCACUUUCUCGUUUUUAUUUACCAUUGUCAAUUUUGUUUCCUAAAGGUUUGUGACUAUUUUCGUAUUGAAAAUUUCAAAGUUUAUGGAUGGAAGUGUCUGAUGUUCUUUAAUAGGGUAAAAUAUUAAUGUGCAAAAUGAAUGCACGAGGAAUGUGUUAUGUUGGUUGUAUAUUCUUCUGUUUGGACGCAGUCGGACAUGUAGCUUUUAAAGUGACUGUCUAAAUGUGUUAUUUGUUGAUUAAUUCCGUCACACUCUUCAUAUCCAAUUUUGUAAAAUAAAUGAAAAAUAACGGCCUGGCCUACUUAAUAAGGGGAAUGCUAUACGAGGUGCUGGACCAAUUUGCACUCCGAUGAGGCGCUUCUAAGUUUCUAUGCAAACACCGCUUUAUCUCUUCGCGUGGUUUAAGCUGUAAAAAAAAUAACAAGCCCAAUACAUUCCACUGUUAAAGAAAAAGCAUCAGCAUGCACUAUUUUGCCGAAUCUGUCGUUCACCCCUCCUAAAGUCUACUUAGUUUAUCAAAGAAUUUCUCAUCAAUCGGAAUUCAUUCGGCUUGCACAAAUGUAGCCUUGUAUUCCUGUCGGCUUUCAUUAGCUCAACUGUACAGUACUUGAUGCAAGAUAAGUUGAUUGCAAGCUGUCUUGUUAUCCCUCAUCAUAUAGUUCAAUAAUAUUUUUGUUGAAUGUAAUUAAGAGAAUGAUUCUAUAAGAAAUUAGACCUAUAAUAUGAUUCGUCGUUUGUAUAUAUACAUUUAUUCUCUUGUACAGAAGGUUAAAGAAAUAAAAUUCUUCAAUUAGAGUUUUGUUACUGAUACUGUUUUUGUGUUAAAUCUCCCCGAAAAAAAAAA
Molecule: messenger RNA, 2297 nt
Organism: Thrips palmi
Lineage: Eukaryota; Metazoa; Arthropoda; Insecta; Thysanoptera; Thripidae
Gene: qkr54B
Product: KH domain-containing, RNA-binding, signal transduction-associated protein 3
Exons: 7
Coding region: 222-1277 (351 amino acids)
Biological process (GO): regulation of alternative mRNA splicing, via spliceosome
Cellular component (GO): nucleus
Molecular function (GO): mRNA binding
Source: RefSeq, a predicted model, not a curated record